Molecule: messenger RNA, 1736 nt
Organism: Panicum virgatum (switchgrass)
Lineage: Eukaryota; Viridiplantae; Streptophyta; Magnoliopsida; Poales; Poaceae
Exons: 2
Coding region: 617-1243 (208 amino acids)
Source: RefSeq, a predicted model, not a curated record
GUUGACACGCCACGCCGCACCCGCCAUAUUAAGCGCCCCUUCCUCCUAAUCUGGGCGCGGCCCUCCCUGCACGCGCCGAUCAACCUCCUUCCCUAGCUCGCCGCCUUAUUUAUUCGCCGGUGCGGCGCGCAGGGCCGAGCUGCCAUUGCAUCCAAAGCAGAACAAACCAGGCCAGGCCACGAGAGCGCGUCGAACCCGAGCCGCCCCAGCUCCGUGCGCGCGUUUCCGGCGGCGGCGCGGCGAGCAAACAGGCUGGCGGUCUGAUCGGCGACGACCCGCGUGGCCGCGUGCUCGCCGGAGGCUGAGACCGCCGCGUUUGCCGCGUGGAAAGAUCCCAGCCGUCCGAGGCCGGUCGGACGGCUGUGCUGGCGGUGCAAAAAUAGCGUUCGGAGCGGCUGCGACCGAGGAGGAUUAGGCGUCGUCGUCCGACAGGCGCGGCGGCGUGCUGGUCGCGUGGAGAUCGGGGAGCGGCGGCGGCGGCCCGCGCGCGCAUGGCGUUGCUCCUGUAGCACAGGACAUCGCCGACGCCGAGCUCCGCGACAAGCAGAACGCCAGCGGCACGGCGGCCGAGGAGAGGGCCUCGUCCGGUCACCAACCCUCGGCGGCGGCGGCGGCCAUGUCGUCGGAGCGCGAGGGUGGUGCGGCCGCCUCGCCGCCUCGGAUGCAGCUGAUGGACCGGGACCUGUCGUUGGACGGCGCCGGGAUGGCCGCCGACCCGGACAGGAUCCCCGCGGCGGUGUUCGAGCGGGACGACCCGUCGGAGCCCAACAAGGACUGGAGCAUGAUGUCCACCGAGUCGGUGUUCGGGCUCCAGGUCGCGCCGUCCAGCGACUUCACCGGCUUCUUCCUGGCGCACCCGGAGCUCAUGGACAUCGCCACGCCGCCGCGCUCCAGCAUGGUCGCCUCGCCGCCGCGCACCAGCGUGGUCGACGCCGACGCCAAGGCGGGGCCCGUGAUCUCGCCGCCCUUCGACAGCAUCCCGGAGCUGCCCGAGAACACCAUGAAGGGCAACUACUCCUUCGCCUUCCCCAACUUGAUAGAGGACAAGAGGAAUUACUCCAAGAGGGCUCAGCAGGAGGAGCAGCCGCCUGAGGCGGCGGCAUCAAUGGAGCCAAUCGAGGCGGCGCCAACGCCGGCACAAGCGGGCGAGGAGGCGAAGAGGCAGCCAAGCAGCAAGCCGGAGGCAGCCCCGGAGCCGGAGGCAGGAAAGGGCGGCUUGUUCUCGUGCUUCCCCUGCUGCUGAUAAAACAGAAAAAUGCAAUGUCCGAGCCGAAAUGGCACGAUGUCGCCUGUGUAAAUGGCCUCUUGGGCGCUAUGUAAAGAGAAGUGUUUCUAGGGCGAUGAGUGGUUUACGUGUGCAGAAAUGCAGGGUGUAAGGGCUAACGUUUUCCUGGUGCAGCAAUGGUGUUGGGGCAGCAGAGGUUCUGGCAUGGAAGCAUACAUGUCAAAUUCAGAGUGGCUAUACUGGCAAUGCAACCACCUUUUUAUGUACAAUGGGGAGACCGAAAAAUUCGAAGCCGUUUUUCGCGUUUCUGUAAUGAUCUGCCUGAAAGUAGACAUGUAGUUGAAGAGUAAAUGCUGCAAGCAUUACAUACUUGUUGCACAAGGGUAUCGGUGCCUGGACUCUAAAAGGCCAAGGAUGAAGCGACUUUGGGAACAAGAGCUGACGGUAAAACAUGUGGGAAAUCACAUGUUCAUCAUGUAAGUUGUAGCUGGAAGUCCUGAUGUAUGGCAAC